Molecule: messenger RNA, 514 nt
Organism: Entamoeba histolytica HM-1:IMSS
Lineage: Eukaryota; Evosea; Mastigamoebida; Endamoebidae
Exons: 1
Biological process (GO): ubiquitin-dependent protein catabolic process
Cellular component (GO): cytosol; nucleus; proteasome regulatory particle, lid subcomplex
Molecular function (GO): structural molecule activity
Source: RefSeq, a predicted model, not a curated record
AUGAGUCAAAUGUUCUUUGAGAAUUUAAUACAAAAAUAUCCUGAUUAUACAGAACAAUGUAAAACACUUCAAGAAGAAAAAGAAAAGAAAUUAUAUUUCCAAUUAACAGAAGAAAGUGAAAAAUUUGUUAAUGAUAGAUUUUUACAAACAAUUGGAGUAAUUAGUGAUUUUUAUGAAUUAUUUAUUCGUGACAUACAAAAGAAAAUUAAUCCAAUUAAAUUAACUCAAAUUGUUAUUUCUGUUUGUAAAGGAUUUAAAGAUUAUUCUAAAGCCAUUGAAUUAGUUAAUAGUAUUAUGGGUGAUGUUGAAAGUGAUCUUGGAGCACGAUGUUUAUGUUAUUCAAUAAUUGGAUAUUAUAAAUUGUUAUUAAAAGACAACAAUGGAGCACGUGAUGAAAUUGAUAAAUUAACAACACUUUUAGAACAUGAAGAAGGAUUAGAGGCUAUUGUAUAUAGUCAAUAUCAUUAUUUAUGUACAUGUUAUUAUGAAAGUAAAAAUGAUGCAAAUGAAUAUU